Hibiscus syriacus is the source of this 611-nucleotide messenger RNA. RefSeq names its product cysteine-rich hydrophobic domain-containing protein 1-like. Lineage: Eukaryota; Viridiplantae; Streptophyta; Magnoliopsida; Malvales; Malvaceae. The record is from RefSeq and is a predicted model, not a curated record. The transcript has 3 exons. Bases 92 to 457 code for a protein of 121 amino acids.
AGGCCGUCCGACGCGAGCACGAGCACCAGUCGGAGAAAAACGCUGUUGGUAUCGCCUAGUAUCUGGAUUAACCACUAACCAGUAUCCAACAAUGGCAUCAUCCAUUUGCCUAUCCUUAUCGCGGACUUCUAAAACCCUAACGCCGCCCUUCACUUCCACUAACCGCGGUUGCAUAUGCUCCUUGGCAGUCUCCGUUUCUAACGGCCAUAUACCGACGAGGAGAAAGAGGCAGCAGGUGGUUUCUAUGGCUCCGGAGGAAGAGAAAUUGACUCGCCGCAAUCCCCUUGAUUUCCCCAUCGACGACAUUUUCCCCCAAUUCAGCCCCAUGAAAACACCAUUACCACCACCAAUGCCAUAUGAUCCCCCUGAAGAAGACGAAGAAGAAGAAGAAAAGAAAGAAGAAGAAGAGGAAGAUCUCGAAGAGGAAGAACCCGAAACCCCCGAAAAACAAUCCUGAGAAACAAUGGUAAGUUUUUGAAGGGUGAAAACACCAACCUUGUUCAAUUUUUUUCCAUUUGAAUUUUGGGAAGGUGGUGGUACAAUUUGGUUAUGCUGUUAGGUAGGUUGAAUGAAAUGUUAUAGUAAUCCAUUUUGGACCCUGGUUGGUGGCC